Messenger RNA from Mugil cephalus (flathead mullet), 1224 nucleotides. It is a transcript of the gene pvalb7, whose product is annotated as parvalbumin 7. Gene Ontology annotation, molecular function: calcium ion binding. Bases 16 to 510 code for a protein of 164 amino acids. The record is from RefSeq and is a predicted model, not a curated record. The transcript has 5 exons. Gene Ontology annotation, cellular component: nucleus; cytoplasm. Lineage: Eukaryota; Metazoa; Chordata; Actinopteri; Mugiliformes; Mugilidae.
ACGGGUUAAGUGUUUAUGCAUUUGGAGGCAGCUAUAAAAGUCUUAUUGUGUCCUGCCCCUCGAGUCCUCGCUCCUCUCACCUUCCAUCUCCGGCCCUUCGCUUUCUCUCAUCUCCCUCCACAACCUGGCCUCCUUUUGUCUCCUCUCUGCUGCACUCGCCCACCCCUUCACUCAGCUGACAGGAUGGCAAUGACAGAUCUCUUAAAAGCUGAGGAGAUCAAGAAAGCUCUUGAUGCCUUCGCAGCCGACACGUUCGAUCCUAAGAAGUUCUUUGAAAUGGUGGGAAUGAAGGCCAUGUCAGCCGAGAACGUCAAGAAGGUCUUCCUGGUUCUGGACGUGGACGGCAGCGGGUUCAUAGAGGAGGAGGAGCUCAAGUUCGUGCUGAAGGGCUUCUCCAACGACGGCAGAGAUCUGACCGACGCCGAGACAAAAGCUUUCCUCAACGCCGCCGACAAAGACGGAGACGGAAAGAUCGGCAUCGACGAGUUUGAAGCUUUGGUGCAUGAGUAAAGAAGGGGAAGCCGAGCGCCCCCUCUGCUUCUUCUUCUUCUCCUUCUUCUUCUGCUUCUUCUUCUUCUUCCUGCGCCUCCUCUUCGCCCCCCCUCCCCUUGCAUUCACAUUUUGUACCUGCCGCCUUCAAACUCGUCCCCCCACCAGGACCCUCGGAGUCAGACGAGGCCUGAUCUCUGCAGAACACGACCGAAAACAGGCCGACGGGGGAGUCGACGUGAGGAGAAACACACGGGCGCCUGUUUCCUUUUUCAUUUCUCAUCAUUAUUAUUAUUUUUUUUUUAUAUGUGUAUUUAACCUCACAUGCUGUACGGAUUUCAGAGUCAUUCUUAAUGAUUUCACGUGGUCUAAAAACAGGCGGUACUAGUGUCGUAGAUGGUGUAGAUGUUACAAAGAUUCCUCCUUAAAUCUUAAUUUCCUUCCCUCUGUGUAUUUCAGGUAGUGCGUUUUUGUCUUGAUUGGUUUUGAUUUUUCUGGAUGUCAGUGCACCUCCCUCCCACACCGCAACUUUUUUCUCAUCCACCUCCCUUCACCUCACCUCCUCUCCUGUAUCCCUUCCUCCUCCUCCUCCUCCUCCUCCUCCUCCUCACUCCCUGCCUCUGAUGAGAUGAUGUAGUAAAUAAAGUCACUUAUAAGGAACCCUGAGAAGAGAGACAAGAUCUCAGUAAGAAAUGAUAAUAAUAAGAAUAAUAAUAAUAAAAAAAAAAAACUUGA